This is a messenger RNA of Staurois parvus, 759 nucleotides long. NCBI's taxonomy places the organism in Eukaryota, Metazoa, Chordata, Amphibia, Anura, Ranidae. The record is from the annotation of a GenBank genome assembly.
AUGGUUGGGGGAUCUGGUCCAGUCUCCAACCAGUUUCACCAGCAGAACCACAGCUAUCAUCAUCUUCAUCCCUCAAGCCCAAAUUUAGCUUAUGCCAGCUCCAUCCCCAGCUACACAUCACAGACUUGCAACCAGGGUUAUGGGCACCAAGUCUACAUCAGCCAAGAAGCAGAAGGAUCCUAUUUCCAGAAUCAGCCUUAUUCGACCAACACAGCUUCAAACACUAGCUCCUUAUCAGAAGGAUAUUGUGGAGCUGUGCCAGGAAACGUGCAUUUCCAGCAGCACCCCUAUGGUCAGGAACACCAACCCUUGCUACAGGGAUACCCCAACCAUUCCCCCCUAUUGCACGAGGACAAGGACCUCUCCUGCCAGCCUGAGCAGGCAUCAUCUAACCCGACUUUUGACUGGAUGAAAGUGAAGAGGAAUCCACCAAAGACCACAAAACCCGCGGAUUAUGGGUUGACCUCCCAACAGAACAGCAUGAGGACCAACUUCACCACCAAGCAGCUAACAGAGCUGGAGAAGGAGUUCCACUUUAACAAGUACUUGACCCGGGCCAGGCGGGUGGAGAUCGCUGCCACACUGGAACUCAAUGAGACUCAGGUGAAAAUCUGGUUCCAGAACCGGAGGAUGAAGCAGAAGAAAAGAGAGAAGGAAGGAUUCACUGCUGGAGUCACCAAGGGUUCCUUAAAGGAGAACAGCGAGGCAUCAGACCUGUCCAGCUCCACCUCACCUGACACCUCUCCGAACUCUAUGUAA